AUACCAAAUCAUUAAUAUCGCAAUGAAGUUCAGGUAAGUUUAUGUGCAUUGAUAGGAGAGAGAAUUUGGCAAGUUGCAAAAUGGUGGCUCUGGAGAAUGCCAAGUGCUCUGUCUCAUUUAUAAAUUCAGCUGAGUGUGAAAUAAGGAGUGUACCGUUUCUAACCGUUCGAUAGUCCUUCUGUUUCCUCUUCUCGUCGCACGACCCGUAAGGCUCACUUCACGGCUCCCUCUCACAUCCGCCGUGUGAUGAUGUCCUCUCCUCUGUCUGAAGCCCUCAAGAACAAGUACAACGUCAACGCUAUGCCCAUUGUGAAGGGAGAUAAGGUGAAGAUCCUCCGUGGUUCCUACAAGGGUAAGGAGGGAAAGGUCACCGAGGUCUACAGAAAGAAGUGGGUGAUCCACGUCGAGGGAAUCAACCGCGACAAGGUCAACGGAUCCAGCGCGAAGGUGGGCAUUGAUGCUUCCAAGGUGGAGAUCAUCGAGCUCAAGCUGAGCAAGGACCGCAAGGCUAUUCUGGAUCGCAAGAGCCGUGCUGCUGGAGAGAAGUACACUGAAAAGGAGGUUGCUAAUCUUGAUUAAGUGUCUGAACUCUCUUGAGGUGGUAUAUUACUCUU
Messenger RNA from Blastocystis hominis, 614 nucleotides. RefSeq lists its product as hypothetical. The record is from RefSeq and is a predicted model, not a curated record. The transcript is spliced from 2 exons. The coding region runs from base 247 to 579 and encodes 110 amino acids. Gene Ontology annotation, cellular component: ribosome; cytosolic large ribosomal subunit. NCBI's taxonomy places the organism in Eukaryota, Bigyra, Opalinata, Blastocystidae. Gene Ontology annotation, molecular function: structural constituent of ribosome; RNA binding. Gene Ontology annotation, biological process: ribosomal large subunit biogenesis; cytoplasmic translation.